CGCGCGUCCGCCGCGACACACCGCCCGCGGCUUCGCACGAACCAUGGCGAUCUCGGUCGCUCGCCGAGCGGCGCGGGCCGCCGCGAGCGGCGGCGGAUCUCGCGUCCGCGCGAGCGCGUCGACGUCGUCGUCCUCGUCGACCCUCGCGCUGCUGCUAACAUUCUCGAACCCGACGCGACGACCCGUCGCCGCCGCCGCGCCGGUGCGCCGCGCGCCGUCGCUCGCGCGCGGGUUCGCCGCGCGCGCCGCCGCGGCGCCGGCGCCGUCCGUCGUCGACGCCGCCGCGGGGGUGGAGCCGACGAAGACGCCUCCGCCGCCGCCGCCGCCGCCGCCCACCGCGACGCCCGGAGGCGGAUCCGGCCGCGCGUCGCCGCCCGAAGGGAGGAAAAACAAAGCGGUGCCGCUCGCGGAGCAAUUCCGCGCCGCGCUCAGCGGCACGGACGGCCUCACCCCGGCGAAGACCGUGGAACUCCUUGAUAAGUUCAUCGUCGGCCAGGCGGACGCGAAGCGCGCGUGCGCGGUCGCGCUCAGGAACCGCUGGCGUCGCCACCGCGUCGACCCGUCGCUUCGCGACGAGAUCGUCCCCAAAAACAUCCUCAUGAUCGGUCCCACGGGGUGCGGCAAGACCGAGAUCGCGCGGCGCCUCGCGAAGAUCACGGACGCGCCGUUCGUCAAGGUGGAAGCGACGAAGUUCACGGAGGUGGGCUUCCACGGCCGCGACGUGGAUCAGAUCAUCAAGGACCUGGUCGACAACGCCGUGCACAUCACGCGCGCGAAGCUGCGGACGAAGUUUCAAUCCGAGGUGGACGCCAUCGUGGAGAACAAGGUCGUGGAGUUCAUGUGCGGCGAGACCAGCGGCGACGCCACGCGCGAGGCGUUCCUGUCGAUGUACCGCGAAGGGAGGCUGGACGGACGGACGAUCGAGCUCGAGCUCCCGGACAACGCGGGCGGCGGCCCCGGGGACGUGCUCUCGGGGAUGGUCCCGCCGAGGGAGGUUGUCAUCUCGCUGAAUAAGUUCCUCAACGAAGGGGUGAGAGGCAAGAGCGGGAAGGGGAGCACGACGAAGAAGAGGAUGACCGUCGCGGAGUGCCGCCCGGUCAUCGAAGAGAUGGAGUACGAGCGUCUCAUCAACAGCGACACCGUGGUGAAGGAGGCGCUCAGCGCGACGGAGAACGACGGGAUCGUCUUUCUGGACGAGAUCGACAAGGCGCGUUCUAUUCCCACACCGAUCGUCUCGUCGAACGAUUACCGGCACGGCGCGGACGCGUCCUCGGAGGGCGUCCAGAGGGAUUUACUCCCGAUCAUCGAGGGCAGCGUCGUGCAGACGAAGCACGGGAACGUCAACACGGAUCAGAUCUUAUUCAUCGCGAGCGGCGCGUUUCAUCAGUGCAAGCCCUCGGACAUGCUCGCGGAGCUCCAAGGCCGCCUGCCGAUCAAGGUGGAACUCAAGGGCCUCACGAAAGAGGACCUCCUCCGCAUCCUCACCGAGCCGGAGACGAACGUGAUCAAGCAGCAGAAGGCGCUGCUCGAGACCGAGGGCGUGGACCUGUCGUUCACGGACGCCGCGAUCGCGCACAUCGCGGACAUCAGCGCGGAGGUGAACCGCACCGUGGACAACAUCGGCGCGAGGCGGCUGCACACGGUGCUCGAGAAGAUCGUGGAGGACGUCUCGUUCGCGGCGCCGGAGAGGGUGAGGAAGACGAGGGAGGCGGAGGGCGAGGACGCGCGGUUGAAGGUGGUCAUCGACGUCAAGGACGUGGACGACGCCAUCGGCGAGCUCCUGAAGAAGACGGACCUCAGUCGGUUCGUGCUGUGAUCGAUUUCGAUUUCGAUUCGAUUCGUCUCACCGGUUGUAACAUCAUCAGCGGAAUCCUACAUC
Molecule: messenger RNA, 1879 nt
Organism: Micromonas pusilla CCMP1545
Lineage: Eukaryota; Viridiplantae; Chlorophyta; Mamiellophyceae; Mamiellales; Mamiellaceae
Exons: 2
Coding region: 44-1816 (590 amino acids)
Cellular component (GO): HslUV protease complex
Molecular function (GO): peptidase activity; ATP binding; ATP hydrolysis activity
Source: RefSeq, a predicted model, not a curated record